Molecule: messenger RNA, 6796 nt
Organism: Sorex fumeus (smoky shrew)
Lineage: Eukaryota; Metazoa; Chordata; Mammalia; Eulipotyphla; Soricidae
Gene: CD93
Product: CD93 molecule
Exons: 2
Coding region: 14-1960 (648 amino acids)
Biological process (GO): cell migration
Cellular component (GO): external side of plasma membrane; extracellular matrix
Molecular function (GO): calcium ion binding; extracellular matrix binding; extracellular matrix protein binding
Source: RefSeq, a predicted model, not a curated record
UUUCGAGGUCCCCAUGGCCACCGCGGCUGGCUGCCUGCUGCUGCUCCUGCUCGCCCAGGCCUGGGCGGGCGCCCGCGCCCACCGGGAGGCGGUGGUCUGCGCAGAGGCUGCCUGCUACACGGCUCACUGGGGCAGGCUGGCCGCAGCCCAGGCCCAGGAGCGCUGCAGCCAGAACGGGGGCAACCUGGCGUCGGUGAAGAAUGAGGAGGAGGCGCGGCACAUCCAGCAGGCCCUGGGCCAGCUCCUGAGGUCAGAGACUGUCCUGGAAACGCGGAUGGGCAAGUUCUGGAUCGGACUCCAGCGCGAGAAGGGCAAGUGCCUGGACCCCGACCUGCCGCUGAAGGGCUUCAGCUGGCUGGGCGGCGGGGCGCACACAGACUACGCCAACUGGCACAAGGAGCUGAAGAGCUCCUGCGUCUCCAAGCGCUGCGUGUCCCUCCUGCUGGACCUCUCCCUGCCACCCCAGGCCAGCCGCCUUCCCAAGUGGUCUGAAGGUCCCUGUGGCUCCCCUGGCUCUCCGGGAAGUAACAUCGAGGGCUUCGUGUGCAAAUUCAGCUUCAAAGGCAUGUGCCGGCCCCUGACUUUGGGGGGCCCAGGCCAUGUGAAUUACACCACCCCCUUCCAGACCACCAGUUCCAGCCUGGAGGCCGUGCCCUUCGCCUCCGUUGCCAAUGUGGUUUGUGGAGACGAGGACUCCGGGAGUGUGCCGAGUUACUUCAUUUGCACGGAGAAAGAGUCUGAUGUGUUCCACUGGGGAAACUCAGGUCCCUUGUGUGUGAGCUCCAAGUAUGGAUGCAAUUUCAACAAUGGAGGCUGCCAACAGGACUGCUUUGAGGGGGGAGACGGGUCCUUCCGCUGUGGCUGCAAGCCGGGAUUCCGGCUGCUGGAUGACUUGGUGACUUGUGCCUCAAGGAACCCUUGCAGCUCCAACCCCUGCCGAGGAGGAGCCACCUGCCGUCCUGAACCUCAUGGGAAAAACUAUAUGUGCCUCUGUCCAGAAGGCUACCAGCUGGACUUUAGUCAGCGGAACUGCGUUGAUGUGGACGAAUGUAAGAGUGGUUCUUCCUGCUCCCAGGGGUGCAUCAACACGCUUGGGAGCUUCCAGUGUCACUGCUGGAUAGGCUAUGAGCCGGUUGAUGUUGAACAGGUCACCUGUGAGGAUGUUGAUGAGUGUGCCACCAACAGCUCACUCUGCAUCCAGGGCUGUGUGAACACAGAGGGCUCAUUCUUCUGCACCUGCCAGAAGGGCUAUGUCCUGGGCGGAGACCACAAGCAGUGUGUGGAUGUGGACGAAUGUGCCAGCCCAGAGGCCACACAGAGGUGUGACAGCCUGUGCAUCAACACGCAGGGGUCUUUUCGUUGUGGCUGCCAUCCAGGCUGGGAACUGGCCUCUGAUGGAUUUUCCUGCAAAAUGAUCCCUGUGUCUCCAGGACUACAGGCAGGGCCUUCCCAGGACACGGGAGGAAGAAACAGCAGCUCUGUGCCUUCUGCCACGGCGUCCAGCUCCACUAAGGGCCCUGAACUCACCUCCAAAGUGAGUCCUAGCACAACAGAACUCUCCCUCCCACCCAGAGUACAUAUCCCCUCAGCCGCACCCGAGACAUUGACCCCCACUGAGCUCCCUGACCUCUGGAUGGAACCCAACACCCACUACCCCACAGCUGUCACUGGCCAUGAGGAGUCUACCGGUGGGGAUGUUGUGGCAAAGCACAGCGACGAAGAAGGGACUGACGGGCAAAAGCUGCUUUUGUUUUACAUCCUGGGCUCUGUGGUGGCCAUCUUGCUUUUGCUGGCUCUGGCUCUGGGGCUACUGGUCUAUCGCAAACGAAGAGCAAGGAGAGAGGAGAUAAGGGAGAAAAAGCCCCAGAGUGCAACAGACACCUACUCCUGGGUUCCAGAGCGAGCUGAGAAGAGGUCCAAGGAGAAUCAGUACAGUCCGACCCCUGGGAGAGACUGCUGAAGGUGGGCCCAGACACACUGCCAGCAUCCUCAACAUUUUAAAGUGACUUCUUGGAAGGAGGGGAGGACCCACACCCUUCCAAAUUCUGAACUGGAAUCUUAACAAACUGUUAUCAAUUUUCACCUUAAAACCCUGGCAACUUGGAAUGUGCAAGUGUGUGGUAUUCCAAAGGGAAAUUAUGGGUAGCAGGGGGGAGGGGGAGUUGUCAUUGUGGGAAAUUUUGUGAUACAAACCAUUCUUACUGAUGGUCCCUUUUCAAAUCUAAACAUGACUAGUUUCAUUGACACACUGAAUCUAUAUGGGGGCAUUAUAGGUCAGGUGAAUCCCUUUUCUUGAACUGCUUCUUUGCUCACUGGAGUUCUUUAAAGGAAAGUCCACUGCAAAUGCUAUUGAGGACCCAAAUGAUUUAUUCUUAGAAUUACAGAGUCUAAGUCUAUCAAUUGUGUUAUGGAGAUUAUGUAUAAGAAGCUAUUUUUCUUGUCAAAGGAUCAUAUUUGUUACUGGGAAGUUUUCUUUACAUUUUAUUCCUGGAUAUUCUCCCUCACAUGAGGUGUGACCUUCUAAGUCAACAUUGAAAUUCUCUAGAAAGAUCACCGUACACCACUUAGGUUGCAAUGAGACAGGCAGUUCAGAAAUCAUAAUUCUGAGAGUUCCUGUUAGUCUUUGGUUUAUUUUCCAGGCAUGUGUGAAAAGUGGAAACAAGUAGUAUGAAAUGAGUUGAAAGGGUUUUUUUUUUGAAAACAUGCCAUCUAAAGGAGCUAGAGAGAGGCAGAGGUGGUUUUACAAGUAUUUGGAUCCAUUCAUUUAAAUGAGCUAAUGUUUAUACACAUUUAGCUAUUGGUGGGAUGAUCACACAUUGUGGAAGGAAAGGAGUCUAAAACAACUUGUGUUCAAGCCAGUGCAACAUCAGGACAGGAGCUCAGACUGUCCACCUCCCUCUCUGCAGUUCUGAUAGUGGGACUUGAGCUACAAAGGAAGAAAGUAUGAGAAAGUGUCUCAUUCUGACGGUUUCUGAACAAAGUAUGAGGGAGAGUAUAUGCUGAGAUCUGAGAUGUAUCCUAAAGAAGCAAUAGUGAAGUCAGAGUCAACACUGAAUGCUGACAGAUCAAUCCUGAUUUGUGGCUGCAGAACACAAUCUCAUUUUGCAGGAUGCCUCUCAGUUGCUGUCUAGCAAUGUUUUGUUCCAUCUCUCUCUCUCCCUCUCUCUCUCUCUCUCUCUCUCUCUCUCUCUCUCUCUCUCUCUCUCUCGGGGUGUUGAGGAGGAGAGACAAGAUCUCAUAAGUUAGAUCCCUUGAAACAGCACAAACUGUCGGAAACAAAUUUAAUUUAGAUCCUCAACCUUUAGAGUCUAAUUACAAACCUCUAUCCUUGUUGUGUUGAGCACAUUCACUGAUUGGUUCUGCCCAGGUCACAGCAGAACAGCCAGCGAUGCCUGGUGGUUUAGACUGUUCGGAGAUGCUGUUGGAACAGGGAGGCUGGGUGCAUCCUGCAGGUACCAAGCAGGAGGAGAGACAGGGAAGAGCUUCCUGUCUGAUCUGGGAUUCCAAUUUUUGCUCCUCAGAUUCAGGGAAUCUCAUUGUUUCUGCUUUUGCAUCAGAAACAUCUUUGUUCAAGAGCUCAACAUCCUGGGACUGGAAUAGCAGCCAGGUGUAUGACCUUAAUAAAUAAAUAAAUAUCCUUUUGCCAAAUUUGAAAUGUAAUUGUAAUUCUUAGAUUUUUUUUUCAAGAAACUUGAAAAGUGAAAGCAGGGUAGGAGAUGAAGGACAAGAUAAAGGUUUUGAGGGACUAACUCAGUGGAGUGAUUUGCAAUUUCUUUUAAAAAUUAUCUAUAUUCUUCAGCUUUCAUUCUCACUUGAGGCAGAGGCUGUUCAGCCACAGACCCUAGGCGUACUAUUAAAUGGAAGUCAACCAUACAACCAAAGACUUGGCCAGGAUCUGCAGGUAUAUGAAAUAAACUCAAAAUCAGUAGCUUUACUUCAAUGUCUUUGAAGUAUUUUCGCUGACUGUUCUUGGUGAAGGAGACGUUCAUAUCAUAGGUUUUCAUCAGAAAGUCUGUCCAUGGCCCUGUGAGUCCUUGAAUUGGCUUAGGUUACCAAUGACCCAUCUCAUUUUAAUAUUCAUGUUUUCCACAUAGCACAGGAUCAUUUUUUGGCUUCUGUGCACAAAAUGUAUAGCCUGUCUUUGAGACUGGGAGACCAUAAAUCCCUGUUGUGGAAUCCCAGGGGAUACAUGGCUGAUAAUUCUCUGGGGUGGAUCAAUCCCUGCCUACUUGCAUUGCCUCUGCUGACCAGUGUCAAAAUCCCAGAACAGGCCAAUAAUGGGCAAUGAAUCUGGAGAGAAUUAUUAGCUUCAAAUUCAGGAUUAUUUUUCCUCGAAAUACCACUGUAAUUUGUGCCUGAAGUCGGUAAAUUCUUGUUCUGGGAUGCAGGGGUGGGAGACACAGCUGUUGGUACAAACGCUGGCUAAGAACACACCAUCCAUUUAUCUAGAAAGGCCUCAAGUGUUGAGGGCCCUGGUAGAGCCAGGCAGGACAGAACCUAGAGGGAGCAGUGCUCCUCCAACAGUGCCCCUGGAUCAGGCAGGGACUGAGAGGCCCUGAUGUGUGCUGAUCCAACCAGCGUCAGAACAGCCAAGUAAUGGGGACAGAUAAGGCUCCAUGGGCAACAGACUCAAAGACAAUAGAGACCUUGCAUUUCCCACAGUGUCAGUAUUUCUGGGAACUCUAGGAAAGACUAUAUUUGGGGAGAAAUAACCCCCUUCUACAUUUCAAGAUGAUAAUUGAAAGGGGUAUCAUUCCCAUAACUUUGUAAUUACUGUGCCUACUCCUGAAUGGUCGGUGCUAUUUCUUCUUGCUUAUUGUUUGGAGAGGCAGGGUGUAGGAGGACUCACCUACAACUUCUCCCACCCCCCAGGGAAUUGGAGGGGUAAGGAAAAUCAAGCAUGAUCAAUUACCUGCAAAUGCUCAGGUGUGGUAAAUCUGAUGUGAGUUCUUUGUAAACACAUCAGCUCAAUUAAGUAGCCUUGAGGCAAAAGCUACUUUGGCCAUUACUGAUGUUACUUUGUGAUGAUCUGUGAUGAUCCUUGACAAGCUCCUGACACUAUGUGCUCAUCUGAAUUUUCUCCAGAGAUUUAAGUAGGUGAAUCAACUCAGUUCUGAUUUGAGAGCUGGCUGAAGUCCCUAUGAGCAUUGCAAGGCUAACUUUUAUGCUAAGUACUCAUUGAUGCCAGACUUAUAAUGCUUUAAAGUCUCAUUCCUACAUCUAUGAUUAGGCUGAAAAAGUGAAAAAAAAAAUGUUAAAUAUGUGUGGAUAUUUUAAUCCUCCUCCUCCUCCUCCUCCUCCUCCUCCUCCUUUACUUCCUCUUCCUCUUCCUCUUCUUUUUUCUCUUUCUCCUCCCCCUUCUUCAUCUCCUCCUCCUCCUCCUUCUCCUCCUCCUCCUCGUCCUCCUCUUUUUCCACUUCUUUUGCUUCUUCCACCUUCCCUUCCUUCUCCUCUUCUUCCUUUUCCUCCUCUUGUCUUUCCUCCUUCUCUUCCUCCUCCCUCACCACCUACUCCUCUCCUAAGGACCUUCCCCUGCAGUGCUCGGGGGAUUCAGGGCUAUUCUGGCAAUACUGGCCUAGCACUGCAGAUCUGAUAGUUUGGUGCUUGUUCCAGUCAUAAUAUUAUGCCAAGGUGCUAGAAGUCACCAGGGCUACAUCCAGAGGUGUCUGAAAGUCCACAGAGAUGGAAUUUGGGUCCUUGAGCCUUUGUUCCACUCCCUUGAGUUAUCUGUCCUGCCUGAAAAUGUUUCUCUUAAAAACAUAUAUGAAUGGUGCUAUGUUCUUUUGAGUUUUAUCAUUAAAGCUUGCUUUGAACAUAUUUUUAAUUGGACCUAGAUUUUUAUCACUAAACAACUGUAUAUGAAUAUGGAGCUGAUAAUUAUAAGCCUUUGUCCUAAAACUAUUCUUCAUACAUAUUUCUGUGAAAACUAGAAACAGAAAUAAGAUUAGAGGUUUUUUUUUUUACUAAAUUCAAAACAACAUUUUUAAAAAGAAAAUAUAGGAAAGCCUUUUCCUAUUAUUUUUUUCUUCUUAGCUUCUCCAUUGUCUAGAUCAGGAAAACAGGAAAACAUUGCUUUCUAGCAGCUGUAAAAUGUUGUAAUGUCCCCUGCAUAUUUCCAUCACCUUAAACAAUAGCUUUAGCAUGGGAAUCUGAGAUAUAAUCCCUGAAAAUAUUUGUCUCCAUUUUAGCUUCAAAACCUGCUGUUAAAAUCUAUGUGAUUUGUGGAGUUGGCUAAAGAAAGAAGACAGUAAAAUUCUCUGUGUAUAUGAUAACUAACUACCUUGUCCAGUUCAGAUUCCUCGAAGUAAUUCCCAAUGAAGUGCUUAAAAAAAUGAACAAUGUUUGGUCUGUUCUUGAAGAUAAUGCCCAUUUAUUUUAGGGAGAAGAUCUGAAAUUCCUUUCUCUUAUUGUUCCUCUUAUCUGCAAGGUGCCAAGUUUCCUUUUAGUAGAUUUUACCUGCUGGUUCUGAGGCCUACAGUUCUUUUGCAUAGUUGGGUGAUGUUUGAAUUAAAUCAUAUGCAAGGUCUUUUUCUGUGUUAUUCAAUUUGAUUGUAAAUGUCAGUAAUCACUCUAUUACCAUUAAAUGAGAAUGGAAAUAUUUAAUAUUAUAUAUAACAAUUUUUUUCCACUAAUCCUGGAAUCAUGUUAUUUUAUUGUUGGGCAUAUUUUUGUUUAGGAAUCAGUGUCUUCAGGACUGGAUGUGGGAGGCCAGACUCAGAAACCCACUGGGGUUGCCUCAAGUUGUAGUACAUUUGUCACCCUUCCCUCUUUGGGUUACACAUCUAACCUAAUAAAC